Phytophthora sojae is the source of this 1625-nucleotide messenger RNA. RefSeq lists its product as hypothetical. NCBI's taxonomy places the organism in Eukaryota, Oomycota, Peronosporomycetes, Peronosporales, Peronosporaceae. Gene Ontology annotation, molecular function: cobalt ion binding; pyridoxal phosphate binding; serine binding. Gene Ontology annotation, biological process: L-serine catabolic process; folic acid metabolic process; tetrahydrofolate interconversion. The record is from RefSeq and is a predicted model, not a curated record. The transcript has 2 exons. The coding region runs from base 53 to 1447 and encodes 464 amino acids. Gene Ontology annotation, cellular component: cytoplasm.
GUCCCGACCAAGCAGCUUCAACCCCCUCCGCCUUCACACACACUCCGCCACCAUGGUUCUCGCCGGUAACGCCACGAUCGAGGAGCAGGACCCCGAGAUCUUCAACCUCAUUGAGGCCGAGAAGAACCGCCAGUGGAAGUGCCUGGAGCUCAUCGCCUCGGAGAACUUCACGUCGCGCGCCGUCAUGGACUGCCUGGGCUCGUGCCUGACCAACAAGUACGCCGAGGGCCUGCCGAACGCGCGCUACUACGGCGGCAACGAGAUCAUCGACAAGAUCGAGAUCCUGUGCCAGCAGCGCGCGCUGCAGGCCUACGACCUGGACGCCGAGAAGUGGGGCGUCAACGUGCAGCCGUACUCGGGCUCGCCCGCCAACUUCGCCGUGUACACGGCUCUGCUGCGCCCGCACGACCGCAUCAUGGGCCUGGACCUGCCCAGUGGAGGCCACCUGACCCACGGCUUCUACACGUACUCGAAGGCCGAGAACACGCGCAAGGCCGUGUCCGCUACGUCCGUGUACUUCGAGUCGCUGCCCUACCGUGUGAGCGCCGAGACCGGUCUGAUUGACUUUGAGAAGCUCGCUGAGCAGGCCGCUCUCUUCAAGCCCGCCCUCAUUGUGUGCGGUGGCAGCGCCUACCCGCGCGACUGGGACUACGCCGCCUUCCGCAAGAUCGCCGAUGACAACGGCGCUCUGCUCAUGUGCGACAUGGCCCACUACAGCGGCCUGGUCGCCACCAAGGAGCACGCCAGCCCCUUCGACUACUGCGACAUCGUGACCACCACGACCCACAAGUCGCUGCGUGGCCCCCGUGCCGGUAUGAUCUUCUUCCGCCGCGACGAGCGCAACUUCGAGCCGCGCAUCAACCAGGCCGUGUUCCCCGCUCUCCAGGGCGGCCCCCACGAGCACCAGAUCGCCGGUAUCGCUGCUCAGCUGAAGGAGGUGCAGACCCCGGAGUUCAAGGCCUACGUGCAGCAGCUCAAGGCUAACGCCAAGAUCCUUGCCAAGACCCUUACGGACCUGGGCUACUCCAUGUGCACGGGCGGCACCGACAACCACCUGAUCCUGUGGGACCUGCGCCCGCAGAAGGUCACGGGCUCCAAGCUCGAGAAGCUGUGCGACCUGGUGUGCAUCACGCUCAACAAGAACGCCGUGCUCGGCGACCGCAGCGCCCUGACCCCGGGUGGUGUGCGUGUCGGCACGCCCGCUCUGACGAGCCGUGGCUUCAAGGAGGCUGAAUUCGUCAAGGUCGCUGAGUUCCUCGACCGCGCCGUGAAGCUGUGCGUUGAGAUCCAGGCCACGAGCGGCAAGAAGCUGGUGGACUUCGUCAAGGCCGCUGAGGCCCACGAAGGCGUGAAGCAGCUCCGUCGCGACGUGAACGCGCUGGCCACGUCCUUCGAGAUGCCCGGCUUUAAGGUGUCGGAGAUGCGCAACAAGACGAUUGAGGAAUAAGCGCCUCGUAUAGAUCGCUUUUCCACUGCCUAUAGAUUGUGUGCGGUGUCAAAUUCGGGAGCUGCAAGCAAACAAAGCACCUUCCGCCACUGACAUAGUAAUGCAUGUCGUGUGAUCUAAUCCAACCCACAAAACAAACCCCACUCAAUAUAUUCAGCCGCAGUCGAUGGCUUCAACC